UGUAUAUGUAUGUACGUUAAUCAACUUCAUACACAUUUGUCUUACAUUAUCAACCACUCGGACUUACUAAUUUACACGAUUUCUAACUAUAUAUACUCACAAUUAUCGCCAUUGAAACUGUUCACCACAUGAUCCGGUAGCAACUAUAACUACUCACGAAACUUGUUCAUUACUCUCAACCCUCAUCAAUCACGCCAACAUGGCGGGGUCUUCCAAGGAUAAAAACACGACCGUUCGCCAAGAUUUCGUGAACACAUUGAGCAAGCUUGAAGGCAUCAAGAAAACCGAGGCGUUUCUGGCAUGGAGACCAGAGUCACUUGAAGACCCGGACCAGCAAGGAUGGAUGAAUUUCAUACUGCCAUACCUCUCCAUCGUCUCGCACUCCGCCUCUGGCCCACACCCCUACAUCACCUUCCGAUUCACCGUGAACCCCCUUCACACCAACGGCCUGCGGACCAUGCACGGCGGCUGCACGUCGACCCUGUUCGACACGUGCACCACGCUGCCUCUGCACCUGGUUUCGAAGCCGGGCUUCUGGCAGCGCCAAGGGGUCACCCGCACCCUCAACGUCACCUACCUGCGGCCCAUCCCCGUCGGCGCCACCAUCCACAUCAGGUGCGAGCUUCUCCACGUGGGGCGCACGCUCUGCGCCCUGAGGGGGGAGAUGCGGGCCGUGGACGAGAACGGCCGAGAAGGGUCGUUACUCGCGGUUUGCGACCACGGGAAGGCGAACACGGAUCCGCCGGUUGGGAAGCUGUAGGGGGGUCGAGUCUGAGAAUUAUGGGGCGAGGUUAAGGACUGGCCAUUUGCACUGAGACGGAGAGGCCAUGAGUGGGAAGUGAAGU
This is a messenger RNA of Hypoxylon fragiforme, 845 nucleotides long. RefSeq names its product HotDog domain-containing protein. The transcript has 2 exons. Lineage: Eukaryota; Fungi; Ascomycota; Sordariomycetes; Xylariales; Hypoxylaceae. Bases 200 to 760 code for a protein of 186 amino acids. The record is from RefSeq and is a predicted model, not a curated record. Gene Ontology annotation, molecular function: fatty acyl-CoA hydrolase activity.